Pelobates cultripes (western spadefoot toad) is the source of this 6535-nucleotide messenger RNA. The record is from the annotation of a GenBank genome assembly. NCBI's taxonomy places the organism in Eukaryota, Metazoa, Chordata, Amphibia, Anura, Pelobatidae.
AUGGGUGCUAGGUCUGUGCUGGUGCUGAGCUUGCUCUGUGUGUGGGGUGCUGUGAGGGCUGAGGAAGGUGGCCAUGAUCAGUACAAGACUCCUUCCUUCUGUGGGAAACUUGAAUGUCCUAGGUAUCAUGUAGAGCAGGACUUUAAAGUAAGUGGUUUUUUUUUUGUUUGUUUUUUUGAAUAUCUUAUUUUCAAAUGGUGGCUAUUUUGCGCCACUGUGUUAAUACUUGGUAGAUGCAUGUACCUGUUCAUAAUACAGAGUUAUUACCUGUAGGUGAGACUAAUCAUGGUGAUGUGUUAGUCUGAGGUAACAUGUAAAGACCAAUCACUAUGGGAUCUGCAGAAUGUUGUCAUAGUACCUUCCACACAAUGUGUCACCUGUUUUACCUGAUCAGGUUCCCCACGGCAGGUGGUGUGCUAAAGGGUAUCUAUGUCUGCACUACGGUAACCACCUAGCUGGCAUGUUGGGCUCAGAUCUGGUUAACAAGUGUGAACAUCCAAACUAUUAAAAGUCUAUUCAGUGAUCUAGGGAUCCACUGAUAUUAUGUAAUCAAUCUGCCUGUCAGAUUCUAACGCUUUUUAAUUUUUUUCUACCAUGUUAAAACUAGUGUUAAGAGUGUUUAUUCACUAAUCCAAAGUAUUCAUCCACAAAGCGCAGCUUAGUUAUAGGGGCCCUCUUGUGCAGCCCAAGUUUAUUCAAAGUAUAGACUAUUCGGGACCUUUAUUCCUUUAUCAAUGAUAAAUGCUGACUGGGUCCUGAAACGUCUGUACUUUGAAUAAACUCGGGCUGCACUAGUGGGCCCCUAUAACUAAGCUGCGCUUUGUGGAUGAACACUUUGGAUUGCUAUGUUUUGCUUUCUGUUGGGGCUACAGCAGCUUAUACAUAAUGGCUGCUCUAGGGAAAACUAUUUUGCCUUUGGUAUUGUGUUAUACCACACCCCAAAGAUCAUAUGUCUGCUUAUUCACUAAACUGGGAAUUGUAGAGACCUGAUGUGGAACAUUUUAGGUCAAAAUGAAAACUCCACUUGCCAACAUUGUUCCCUGCUUAACAAAUGUGCCCUUAAAUUUGCCAUUCUCUAGGAAGUUGUCAAGUCCUCAGCCACUUAAUAGACCAUAGUGUGCACCCUAAAGCACAAACACACACCGCGUGUAUAUGUAUGUGUAUAUAUGUGUGUGUGUGUGUGUGUGUGUGUGUGCUGCGUGAGGGUGGUUUGAGGAUGUUGUGUUAAAGGGUGCUGUUAUUGGGUGUGUGGGUGAUUGUGGGGGUACAUUACUUAAUAUCCCCCCUCCCUUCUUACCUUAUGUAGGGAGGGGGGAUUCUUGUUCCUGCUGCUUUCCCUGGUGGUGGUCCAGUGGAGAGUGAGCUCUAGCCCAUGAGCAACGCUCAGAACUCGUGAGAGGAACCCGGCGGAGCUGCUGGUUGAGCUCCCCGGGUCCUCUCCUGCCUCCCUCCAUGCUGCAGUGGGGAGGGAGGCUGAGAGCAGAGCUGGUGCUCAGAUAGCGCCGGCUCUGCAUGAGCCGACAGGGUAGAUCCUGCCGUGGGGAUGCACACCUAUGAAUAGACCCAUGUGUAUAAAUGCAAAAUUAUAUUUCUAUAAUUUGUUUCUCUCCUCAAACUACACUCAAUACCCCAUAAUGACAAAACAAAUGCCACACUUCAAAACUCUGUGUAAAGGGGGGGGAGGUGAGAGGUACUGAGGAAGGCUACAAAAUAUUUUGUCUGUAUGUAUGCACUAUACUACACUACAAUCCAAAUAGAUCUCUUGGCUCUGUAAAAGGGACCCUGCUGGCUAGCUGUGUGCUGUAUGAACAUGUAAUAAAGUCACUCUUAAUGUAAUAUUUCUGUGUUCCAGAGUUUUGAGCUUCGUGUCUAUGAAGCCACUCAGUGGGUGUCGACACCUGUGAAUCUAAAUGUAUUUGGCACAGGGAAGGCCUUUAGACGCUUGUUUAAGUAUAUCACUGGAAGCAAUAGUGAAGGUGAGUAGGUUUUGCUUUUCACGUUUACCUGUGGUAGCCUAGAAAAUGGCAUUGCUAAUUAAAUAAAAAAAAUUUACUCUUCAACAUAAAGGUUGGUCAUCGCCGAUGGAAAUUAGUGUGACUGCUAAAAACAAUCGCUUCCAAUUACAGUGAUUAGACUUUAUUUAGAAGAAAAAUGAUAAUUGUAAUUACUACUUAAAGUGAGCAGAAAGUGUCUGUCAUUCUUCGUACCAUUUUAUGUGUUUCAGGAUAUCUCUAAUCUCUCAGCGUUUUGCAAACUAUAGCACCGGGGAAACUUUACUCCUGAAUAGGGACCUGGUCGGGUGACCGGGCACCUCUGUCGGCCGACUGGGAAUAAGUGACAGCCUGUCACUUCCUCCCAGCGUCAUGCAGGGAGGCAGCCUUAGCACUUAGUGGAUUUUUCAAAGUGGUAUUCGUGUAUUAUUUCAGCAAUCAACGUUUCGACCCAGGAGGUCUUUAUCAAGACCUUGAUAAAGACCUCCUGGGUCGAAACGUUGAUUGCCUAAAUACACGAAUACCACUUUGAAAAAUCCAGAGUGCUCUCCUCAUUCAUUCAUUCAUUCAUUAUUUAUCUCUCUAGCUCUCUAUCUCACAGUUCAUCUCCCCACCUUCUGCAUUACAUUACGAACUGUGAAUGUCCUAAUACGUUUGGCUUGUACUGUAAUGAUGAGGGGGGGAAAAAAAAAUGUAAGUGGUAAAUUAAGAAAUUGUUGUUUUUCCCCAUGUUCUGGGUUGCAUUACUAUUUCUUUAUCACUUGGGGGAAAAAAAUGAUUAUUUCUUUUUAAUUAAAUGUGUGUUUUUCUUCUUUAUUGCUUCUGGCUGGAUUGGCAGAUACUGACCAAGCCUUGCAUUUUCCAGAUUAGCUUGAUUUUAAGAUCAAUUGUUAAGGAAAAUACCAAGUUCCUGGAAGACUUUUGAUCUGAGCUGAAAUGCUUUCCAUAAAACCUAAGCCAGCUAAUAGUAUGAUCUCUAGCAUGUUACCAGCAUAAAGUGAUUCACUAAACUCCUAAUUGUUGUGCAUUUAAAUCUGAAUGGAAAAAAAAUAGUUUAUCUGAUCCAAAUCUGGCUAAGCGUUUCAACUGAUCACAAUCUGUUACAAAAAAGCUUUUGAAAUUAGUUACUUAUAAAAACUCUGCUAGGCUUUAAUUGAAAUUUAAUUCUCUAAAUAAAUCAUUUGGAAUUGUUGUGUGGGUUUUUAUUCAUUUCUUUUCUUUCAGGUCUGAAGAUUAACAUGACUGUGCCUGUAUUGGUGUAUCUGCCCAUUAAUAAUCCUUCUGCUAAUGCAACCAUGUCAUUCUACCUUACACCUACACUGAGUCCUCCAAAACCACUGGACCCUGAUGUGUUCUUGGGGAAUGCCGGAGAAACACGUGUCUAUGUCAAGUAAGUUCGUUUACGUAUUUCUCUAGGCCUAUUUUGAAGCCCCGGCCAAGAGGAGCAAUUUGUAGCUCCAUGCUGAAUCUCUGAAGGGUUACUUUUUAGCAGUGUACUCCAAAUGGGUGCAAAGUUGCAGUAUAGUGUGAGUGAAAUGUCCAUCUCGGUACUAUUUAAUGCUACCUGUAGCCCAUGCUACCAGAUAUAUAGAUUGGCGAAAAACCUACUUAAAAAUGCAUUUUUUUUUGUUUUUUUUUUUCUCUCGACGUUCAUUAAUUGCCACGGCAGACACUCCGUGCUGAUGUGUUGACUUACAAGGCAGAGCAGAAACGACUUCUCACAAAAGGUCCUUCUGCUCUCCCAAGCAUGGCAACCACAGAGCUUGUGCUGCAGUUACUAUGGAAACUCCCUUGCAGGAGCUGAGGCUACGGAGUAUAAUAAAAGAGUAACAUGACAUCACUCUGUUCUGACACUGGCAACAAAGACAACAUGCCGGUGUACUUGGGAUGGUUUGACUAGGGCUGAAUAAAUAAAGUAACUUAAUGAGUCAUGUAAGACUUUAGCUUAAUGAAGCAGUUUGGGUAUCUAGAUCAUGCCUCUACAGUUUCAUUGCUCAAAUAUCUGCUAUUUAGGAGUUAAGUCCCUAAUGUUUCUGUUUAUGCUGCCCUAGCCAUACCUAGUCUGGCUGUGAGUGAAGAUCAAACAAUUUUGUUUUAAUGCAAGCUGUGUCAAUCAGAUAAACUUUAGAAGUUAUUUAGUUUCUUGCUCUAUUGAUUGAACUUUAAUUACAUACAGGAUGCUCUUGCACAGUGUAAAGCUUUUAACCGUGCAGGACAUAAAUUCUUAAACAGAAUUUGCAAUAAAGGAAGUGUAAACAUUAGAUGACUCUUUACAGGAAGUGAUAAAGAAGUCUGUAAGUCACAUACAGCUGUGUUUAGAGCUGUAUAAACAAAGUGACUUUACCUAGUAAACAUGGGCAUAAUGAUGGGGGGGGGGAGGGGGGUGUCAAUGUCCAGUGGGGAGGUCAGAGCUUGGUGGUCUCCUACUGUAUUGGAGUGUAACUGUGGCAAUGCCAUGCUACAUGCCCCUGUGCUGGCCAGAAGGUACUGUCUGCAACCACUGUGGGGGAGCAGACUAGCCUAUUUUCCAACUGGACCACCAGAGAUAAGGUGUCCCCUCCCUGGCCAAGGCGGAGGUAAGCGGAAAUAAAUUAAUCAAGGAGGAAUUUAUAUUUCAAAAUUCUAUUGUGUACUGCUUUAUCUGCAAAGAAUAUGGACUGGACCUGCCUAAAUCGAGAUGGGAGAUACCACAAAGUGUAGUUGAGCAUGACAGGGCUAAGAUCCUGUGGGACUUUUGGAUUAAGACCAACAAAGUAGUGGCCAACCAAUCUGACAUUGUGGAUGUGACUAUAACAUCAGAAAGAAGGAACAUGAGAAGGUAGACCGAUACCAAGGACUGAAAGAAGAGAUAGAAAGGAUGUGGAAAGUGAAGUCAGCAGUAGUCCCAUGAGUGAUAGAAAUAAUCUGGCCAGUGACCCUCCAGUUGUGGGACAUCUGGGAUCGCUGUCCAGAAGAGUGCAGUUCUAGAAACAUUCAAAAAUAAAGAAUUGAAGCAAAAAAAGUACACAAUACUUAAAUAACUAGAAGGUGAGUCUUUAUCUGUGUAUCCCUCCUCUACACCAACUGCAGCAAUUAUCACCCCUGCGACCACUACUGUGAUGUAGUGGUGGAAAUUAUUGGUGCCCCCCUCCUAUUUUGAAUGUGAUAUCUUAUGUGAGCUCCCUGUGUAUUGUUCCUAAAUGGUAGAGAAUCGAGCAGUGAGACUGCAGCGGCAUGAUCUAUAUACCAAAGCUGCUUCAUUAAGCUAGUUAUUUUGGUCAUGUCUCCCAACUGUCCCAAUUUUGGUACAACAGUCCUGAUUUUUCAGGUGUUGUCCCGCCUUUUGGGGACACCAGGGAACUGUUCCCAACGAUGAUUAUCAUAAGAUGUACUUGUGGGGCAGGGAUAGGCAACCUUUGGCACUCCAGAUGUUGUGGACUACAUCCCCCAUAAUUCUCUUACACCCAGAAUGCUGGCAAAGCAUCCUGGGAGGUGUAGUCCAAAACAUCUGGUGUGCCAAAGGUUGCCUAUGCCUGAUGUAGGGAGCACUAACCUAGUGUUCCCUGCAUGUUCCAUCAGUGGGCCAGCUAAAAUGUUUGGCAGGCAGCUUGGUGUGUAUUCACAACAGGCUGACCUCCCGCUUACAUGGGCAGACUCGCCCCCUUUUCCUGGCAGGUUCACCUCUUUGGGUUGGCGCUAGUGACAUGAUCCCAUCAGUGGCUUGCCCCAUUUACCUUCCUCCCACCGACUACCUGACUUCUCAGGACGCUGGUGUUGGGAGGUAUGUUUUUGGUGCCUAUAGUGUCACUUUAACCCCUUAAGGACACAUGACAUGUGAAACGUCAUGAUUUCCUUUUAUUCCAGAAGUUUGGUCCUUAAGGGGUUAAGCUAUAGUUUUGGUGGAUUAAAAAAAAAUUGGAUUUUGCUACUAGUUUGCACAAAGUAUAUAAUGGGAAAACAUUUUUAAAGAUGGAUUCGAUACCUUACGAAUAAUACGUUGUUACAGAAAGUUCCAAUCACAUAAGUUGGGGAUGUUAUGACAUAAGGACACAAAUAUGCCAGAAUCUGCAUGUGACGUCACAUACAAGUAUAUGGCAACACUGACCAGAACUGAGAAAGGAGAAAGAAACAUAAGCGUUUAACACUUGUGUCUAGAUGCCACCAUUAUGACCCUUUCAGACAUUCGUUUCAUCCACUAUUAAGGCUCAAUCUGAUGUUAGUCUUAAGUUACCUAGAGGUACAGACUACAACUAUUCUUUGUGUUUUUGUUUUGUGGAGUCACAUCACCAAUCUCUUUACUGUUAUCUUUAGCCUAAAUCUUAAAUACAUUUACAAAAAUGACUUUUUAAAAAAAUUUUUUGUUUUUGUUUUUUUUUGUUUCCCCCUCCAGGUCAUUUGGUGGCUAUGCUUUUGACUAUGAAUACGCAAAGCAAGCCAAACUGUUGUCAGAAGAGCUGCUUGCCCAUGGAAUUCAAUUUGAUGAUUCCGCUUAUGAACGUGCUGGCUAUAAUGAUCCAUUCACAUUUUUUAACAGGCACAAUGAAGUUUGGUACUUGGCAAAAUAA